Stegodyphus dumicola is the source of this 1024-nucleotide messenger RNA. Its product is annotated as THAP domain-containing protein 2-like. NCBI's taxonomy places the organism in Eukaryota, Metazoa, Arthropoda, Arachnida, Araneae, Eresidae. The record is from RefSeq and is a predicted model, not a curated record.
UAAAGAUUUUAUAUACAAGGAAUUUAUUUUAACCUCCUUGGCUAUUCUAAGCACCAAGCUGAAUCAUCCGCCAUUAGGGACCCCCAAGCGGGAAUAUUAAUGGCGGUUGCAUAGUUAGCGGUGCAACAAUUUCUUGCGCUUUUUUAGGUAAAAUGGGCGGAUGUGCAGCUAGUGAUUGCUCAAAUCAUUCACGGAAAGGUCAUGUAUUGGUAAAAUUUCCUAAAAAUCAAGAAAGAAGAAAAAUUUGGGUAACUAAUUGCCGAAGAAUUAAUUGGGAACCUGGUUCAGGCGCUCAACUUUGCCUAUCUUUACAGGAUCAUUUUGAGGAAUCUCAAUUUGAAUCACUAUGCAAAGAUAGGAGAAAACUUAGAAAAACUGCAAUACCAACACUCUUUAACAUGCCAUAUCCACCACCAUCUGUAACUAACAAGAGGAUAAGAGAAAUAAGAUGUCCUAAGCCAAAUACCCAAUUAGGAAGAAACCAAAUGAAUUUUCUUCAUGCACUUUCCCCCGCCUUAUCCUUGAAGUGGUGUCAAUUUUAUUUGCUGCUUCUUCUGAACAAACAGUGCAGGUAGCCUACAGGAUAUGUCUAAUUCACCAACUGAUGUACAAGUGCCACCUAUCUAAACAUGUGCAAACACCAUCUAUUUAUGCACAUACACAUAUGUGAAAGAGUACAGGAGAGCAAGGGUCAAUAUUAUCACAUAUGUGCGUAUCAAUGCGACAUCAUGUAUGACCAUUGAGUGGAUUUAUAAGAAUUUAUUAUGUUCAAAUACUCUACAUAAUGCUAAUUGGGAGAGGAAUGAAACUACUCAAAUGUGCCUACGCUUGUGAUGUAUGGUGUUAAGUUAUUGACAACAUUUUAUAACUAAUUAGAAAACAAGUUUAUUUAAAGCUUCUAUUAAAAAUGGGAUGCAUUUGACAGUUUUAUUAAAUCAGGAAAGGGAAACUGUCACAUUCAAAAUGGUAGUUAUAGUCAUUUUAGUUAAAUUAGAUAUUUUUAUAGUUAUAAUUUAUGAUGCAU